Messenger RNA from Microstroma glucosiphilum, 1433 nucleotides. RefSeq lists its product as hypothetical. Lineage: Eukaryota; Fungi; Basidiomycota; Exobasidiomycetes; Microstromatales; Microstromataceae. The transcript has 2 exons. Bases 340 to 1152 code for a protein of 270 amino acids. The record is from RefSeq and is a predicted model, not a curated record.
GAGCUGUGUCCCCUCGGAACGCUCUCCUUUUUCCUCGAAGGCUAUGGGUACCUCGUGGGAACGCUCGAUGAGCCUCGUCUAUGGAAGGUCCUUGCUGAGCUCUCGUCGGGCCUGCAGCACAUUCACUCUCACGGCGUUCUGCACUUGGACCUCAAGCCGGCCAACAUCUUUGUCACCGAAAUCGGAAGCCUCAAGAUUGGAGACUUUGGCCUUGCAUCGAGAUGGGGUAGCAAAGCCUGCAACCUCGAACGCGAAGGCGAUCGAGAAUAUUUGGCUCCCGAGAUUAUCUCCCAAGCCCAGUACAGCAAAGCGGCCGACAUCUUUAGUCUGGGUCUGAUCAUGGUCGAGGCGGUGGGCAAUGUGGUGAUGCCCGACAAUGGCGAGCCAUGGCAAAAGCUGCGCAACGACGACUUGUCCGACGUAGACUUUUCGAUGAUCUCCGUCUCCCUCUUCCGGCUGAUCCGGUCAAUGCUGUCUUCGCAUCCUCACAAGCGACCCUCGGUCGAGGAGAUUCUUCAACACCCUGUCCUGGCUGCUGUGCAGGAGAAGAUGAGGGAAGGCUUGAGGGCUAGCGAGCUGGACCAGUUGCCCGAUUUUGAUCUGCCUCGCACUCGAUCAGGUCUGUCUACGAUUCACUCUUCGUCCUCCCUUGGCAGCGCCAUCGAUGCCCUGGAGGAGGCGAGCGGUGAUGGCAACGGCGGCAACGAUCUAGCCGACAGGAGCUCCUCUUCCAUUGCUGCCCAGGUCGCACCGGACACGCCUGCUCUGUCGAUUCGCGGUGCGCUGAUCCAAGAGGACGACUUGUUCCUCUGCACCGUUCUUGCCCACGAUCCAGACCCGGAAGCCCGAGAAUUUGCCGCGAAUGAAUGGACUGGCGACUCGAGUGGGGAAAUGCUGGAGAAUUGGCAAGAAGAUGAAGGGCAUGGUGAAGCCCAUGGCCAUGGCCAUGGUGGGAGGUAUGGAUACGGUAUCAUGGGCGGUGCGGGAACAGGAGCAGACGAGAGUGCCGUUCUCGGACUGCACUUUGCCGACGAGACUCUGGCCGAAGAGGACGAGGGGGAGUAUGACGAGCACUAUGGCUCGAGGAGAGGAGGAGAAGAAGACUUUUCCAUGGACCUGGAUGAGGAUGAAGAUGCAGACGCCUUCUCGUAGAAGCACAGUCUAGGGACAUGAGUAUGCCAUUGGAAUACGUCGUCUCUCCUCCUUUGCACGCUCGCACGCACGCACGCACGCACGCACUUGUCAAAUAGCACUUGUAGUUUCUGUCCCGAUCCCUUCUCUUUCCCUUGCUAGCCCUCUCUCUAUUCACUUGUGCUCCAUUCACGCAUGUCUUCAGUCAGUCAUUACCACCUCCACCACGCAUGUACAGACAUUGGUCACGGAACUCCCCUCUUGAGUAAUAUCAUUGCAGGCACGCCGUCUAGAGCUAUUGC